GUCAAAUGCUGUCAAGAUGAGCCUCUUCGUCAGGCAAACGUGGGCGUUGGUCCGCAAGAACCUGAUCCUCAUUUGUGCUCGAAGAUACAUAUCGACUUUCAUUCGCGCCAUUGCAAUUCCCUUAGCCGUUGUCCUUCUCGUCGCUUAUAGCAAAAUAUUCUUCAGGUCCGCUACUUUCUGGGGAAUCUCAGAUACACACACAAUCCGGUCGUUCAAAGAUGGCCUUGCCGCGAGCUCUGAGCACUCCAUCGUUGGUUUCGUUGAUGGGGGGAUGAAAGGCGAUGUCGCCACGGUCAUCAAGUCUCUAUCACAAACGGUCUCUGAUGCGGGGAAAACCCCAAUUACCUUCAAUAGCACCCAAGAUCUUGCACAGAUGUGCCAAAGUGUGUACAAUGGAGCUUCCAAGUGUUUCGGAGCCGCUGUCUUCCUAUCGAGUGCUACCCAAGGAACCCAGAAUAGCUCCAGGGGAACAUGGAACUACACCAUUCGAGGCGACCAGGGAGUAUUGGGUGGCAUCGUCGACGUAAGGACCGAUAAGUAUGGCCCCGAGGUCUAUCUCCUACCCUUCCAACGCGCCAUCGACGAGGCCAUUAUUUCGUUAUCGAACCCUGGUGGACAAAACAGCAACGCCACGAAGCUUCCCGAGACCCUCAAAGACAUUGUCUUCACGACCUAUCCCCAGUCCAGGUUAUCGGAGAUCAGGGAUAACAACUAUCUCGAGUUCUGCGUCAACCUUUUCGGGGCCCUCUUCGUCUUCUCCAUGAUCGGACUCGUGUAUCAUCUUACCACGCAUGUCGCUACCGAGCGUGGGCUGGGUAUGUCAGGCCUCAUCGACACUAUGAUCCCAGGUGGAUCGGCCAUCAAGGCCCGACUCAUUCGACAGAUCUCGACCUAUAUUUCGUUCGCAAUGAUAUACCUUCCGAGCUGGCUCGCUAUAGGAAUCGUCGUCAGCACGGUCGUGUUCCCUGAAUACUCUCGAGGAAUCCCGGUCGGAUACCACAUCUUCUCUGGACUCGCGUUCACGUCUUUCUCCCUCCUCGGUGCCUCCUUUUUCAAAAAGGCCCAGUUGAGUGGUGCCAUCAUGUGCGUCAUCACGCUCGUCUUCGCCUUCUUACCCCAAACUUUAGCCAAGCAGAAGCGUAGCACGGUCAUCGCCUUCAGUCUUCUGUUCCCAAGCGCCAACUACACAUACUUCAUCACCGGACUCGCUGUCUGGGAAUUGCAAGCCACCAAGGUCGACAUGAUGGCCGAGAUCCCGGACAACGAUCAGAUCAGAUGGCGAAUCCCUCUGUACUUGCAUUGGAUCUUUCUCAUCAUCCAGAUCGUGCUUUAUCCGAUCCUAGCAUUCGUCGUCGAGCACUUCAUGUUCUCCACGGCGUCUGGAAACCGUAAAUUCGUGAUCCCGCAGAGCGAAAGGGAGCCUGCUGUUGUGCUUUCUGGCUUCUGCAAAACGUAUACUCCCUCGCUGUUCAAGAAGAUCUUCACUGGCAUGAAGGAGGACGUCCAUGCUGUGGUGGAUCUGACCUUCAAUGCUUACCGUGGUCAAAUCCUGUGCUUGUUAGGACCCAAUGGUAGUGGAAAGUCUACCACCCUGAACUCGAUUUCGGGUGAAUCGAAAGUGACGUCCGGAAUGAUUUCCAUCGAUCCCAGGGGUGGCCUCGGUUAUGCCCCGCAAGCUAAUGUUAUCUGGUAUGUGCCCGAACUCACCGUCGAAGAACACAUCCGAAUCUUCAGCGAUCUGAAGUGCACCGCCACUGUAAACGAAGAAGUCAUUUCCGAGCUUGUCCGAAGCUGUGAUCUCGAGAAGAAGCUGCCCGCAAAAGCCAGCACGCUAUCCGGAGGACAGAAGCGAAAACUACAACUUGCGAUGAUGUUUGCUGGAGGCAGUGCUGUCUGCUGCGUCGACGAAGUGUCUACUGGUCUCGAUCCCAUCUCCCGACGCAGGAUCUGGGAGAUUCUUCUCGCUGAACGUGACCGACGUACUAUUAUCAUGACGACACAUUUCUUGGACGAGGCGGACUUCUUGGCUGAUCACAUCGCGAUCAUGUAUAAGGGUUCCUUGAGGGCUGAAGGUACGGCCGCCACAUUGAAACAUACAUUCGGAAAUGGUUAUACUGUUAAGAUUCCCCAGGCGAUUGACUUGGAUAUUCGGAUUUCUGGCCCCAUCGAAAGGGAGAUUACGAGGCAUCAGAUGGUCUUCCGUGUCGCCUCACCUGCACUUGCUGCCGAGUUGGUCGAGCAGUUGCAACGACACAACGUCCCUGACUACCAAGUCUCUGGUCCCACGAUGGAAGAACUGUUCCUCAAAGUUACUGGAAAUACCAUGCAGGAUGCUCAGGCCACCGCAAUGCCCGAGGAGAAGAAGAAGUCAAAGAAGAAGGGCAAGGAAGCCGUUGUCAUCGAGGAAACACCAGAACAUGUUGUGGUGGACAUGAACCAGAACUACGAGCUGACCAGUGGUCGACCUAUCUCUGCCUUCAAGCAGUGGUACAUUCUCUACCGCAAGCGUUUCCGUAUCUUGCGUCGUCGCUUCAUCCCCUACUUUGUCGCCCUCGCUAUCGCUCUUGUUGGUGCCGGAGUCGCGCCAUUUCUUAUCAAGAAGAUGGACAAACCUAUGGCAUGCCCCGACCCCAACGUCGGCACAUUCGACUCUGAUUACCGAUACGAUCUGAGCAAAUCCACAGCGCACAAUUUUGUCAUCGGACCAAGCAGACUAGUAACAGAUCGCAAGCUGCAGCAGAUUGUUGACCUUUACCCGCGAGGCCUUACCGGCAACGAAUACGAUGGAUACACCGAUUCCGGCUUUGACAAUCUUGCGGAUCUCAAGAAGCAAUUGAUCAUGGUCGACACUCGCGACGAGUUCACCGGCUACGUCAAGGACAGACAGGCUUACGCAGCUGCACACCCUCUGGAACCCAUUGAUCGACCUGCGGAUGCCGGACUCUGGCUCGACGAGAACGAUCCGACGGUGAUGAUCCUAGCUGGAGAUUACGACUAUCGCUUCAUAGCUGGGACGAUGAACUUUUUCAACAUGAUGCUGAGCAACGUGAAGAUAUCGGCCGGAUUCUACAAUUUCGCGUACAACGCUUUGCCUGUCAUGUACAAAUUCGAUCCUCUCAUCUUUACGGUCUACUAUGGCAUCCUCCUAUGCGCCUAUCCGGCUUUCUUCGCGCUCUACCCUACCAAUGAACGACUCUCGAACGUGCGGUCUAUGCAAUAUUCCAACGGCAUUCGACCUCUUCCCCUAUGGAGCUCGCAUCUUGCCUUCGACAGCAUAUUGGUUGCACUCUCAUCUGCCGUCGCCACGGUGUUACUCUACAACUCCACGCCUAUCUGGGUCGGCUUGGGUUACAUCUUCGUUAUCAUGUUCCUCUACGGCACGGCAUCUGCGCUGUUCAGUUACUUGGUUUCCAUGUUCGCCAAGUCUGCCGUGACAGCUUGGUUCAUCUGCGCAUUGUACCAGUUGAUCAUGUACUUCGCAUACUUCGGUGGUCUCCUCGGUGUGACGUCUACUGUGGAAUGGACCGAGCUCGAAGCUGAGAUGAACAGUCUCUUUUUCGGUAUGGCCAUCUUCUCGCCCGCGAUCAGCCUUCAAAGGGCAUUCGAUAUCGGGUUGGGUCAGUUCGCAACUCUCUGCAAUGGCCACUCGUAUUCCUCUCUCAAAUUGUUUGGUGGACCGAUCCUGUACCUCGUUAUCCAGAAUGUUCUGUUCUUUGUAAUUCUGUUAUGGUGGGACAGCUCUUUCGCCAUCCCAGCCUUCGGUAAGAAAACGAUCAUCCACGACUCCGAGAAGACCGAGAUGCAGACGGGUGAUCUGAUGGAAGAGCUCAAACGCCUUCGAUCCCACAACACCGAUCUUCACGUCGAGAAUGUUAGCAAGUCUUUCGGCAAGAACCUCGCAGUCGACCACGUCACCUUCGGCGUGCAAACAUCCGAGAUCUUUGCGCUCCUCGGACCAAACGGUGCAGGAAAAUCCACCAUCAUCUCCAUGAUCAGAGGAGACCUCCGCCCCUCUACAUCCUCCUCCAGCAUCACCAUCGCCGGCCACUCAAUCACGUCCUCGCCCAUCGCCGCCCGUUCCAACCUCGGCGUAUGCCCGCAAUUCGACUCCGCCGACGUCCUCACCGUCGCAGAAACCCUCCGCUUCUUCGCCAGAACCCGAGGCGUCAUCGACGUAGAACACAACGUGAAGACCGUCAUCGCGGCCUGCGGCCUCGGCCCCUGGACCAACCAACUAGCCCAAAAGCUCUCCGGAGGCACGAAGCGCAAGCUCUCCCUCGCCGUCGCCCUCGUCGGCAACCCGCGCGUCCUCGUCCUCGACGAACCCUCCAGCGCCCUCGACGCCAACGCAAAGCGAAACAUGUGGCGUACCCUGCAAACCGUGUCUCGCGGGCGCGCGCUGGUCCUCACGACGCACUCCAUGGAGGAAGCCGACGCCCUCGCCGACCGCAUCGGCAUCGUGUCGUCCCGCAUGCUUGCCAUCGGCGAGCGGGAGGCGCUCAAGAAGCGCGCGGGAGACUCCUUCCAUAUCCACCUCGUCGCGCGCUCCGCGCCGCGCACCACCCAGCAGGAACUCGAUAUCAUGAGGCAGUGGAUCAACUACGCGUUCCCGGAUGCGAAGAUCAGCCGUGAGACUCAGGGCGGGCAGAUCCGCUUCGAGAUCCCGGCUGAGGGCCGCGAUCUGGUCGGCUUGACUAGGGCGCUAGAGUUCGUGAAGGGGGAUCUGGGGAUCGAGUUCUACAGUGUCGGUAAGGCUACGCUGGAUGAGGUGUUCGAGAAUAUUGUUAAGAACUAUGGGGAUUACUCGAGAGAUGCGUACUAAAAGGGCUUUGAGCCAAAGGCCAAAAUCCCGUUAUUGGUUUUCUUAUUUCUUUUGUCAUGAUACCUUCCUUCGAGGCGUUCAAGCAUGUAUUUGGGUUAAGAUUCCCCGGAUCGAUUCUUGGGACGGCCACACCAUUUUGUAGAACAGAAAUACCCAUAUAGUAAAAUACACAUCGACGAUACGUACGUAUCA
This is a messenger RNA of Aaosphaeria arxii CBS 175.79, 5014 nucleotides long. Its product is annotated as P-loop containing nucleoside triphosphate hydrolase protein. The record is from RefSeq and is a predicted model, not a curated record. Gene Ontology annotation, cellular component: intracellular membrane-bounded organelle; membrane. Gene Ontology annotation, biological process: lipid transport; transmembrane transport. Gene Ontology annotation, molecular function: ATP hydrolysis activity; ABC-type transporter activity; lipid carrier activity. Lineage: Eukaryota; Fungi; Ascomycota; Dothideomycetes; Pleosporales. The coding region runs from base 17 to 4822 and encodes 1601 amino acids. The transcript has 4 exons.